AGCAAAAUAAAGAUCUCUCUCUCUCAUAAAUUCCAUUUCCCCUCAUUCCUCCAAUGGAUCACCAGAACAAGCCCCAAACAAGGAGAAGCUUGAAGCGGAAACUGGAGCAAGAAUUCGAAGAAGAUAAAUCAGGUCGGUGCAAGGCGGUCGUCGUCGAGUCCCGCCGUACUCACCAAGAUAUCAUCCGCGAUGUUCGAAUUCACGUCGACGUUCUCAAUACCUGCAUCUCUUUUACAGAAGCCCAUCGCGCCGCUGCCAAAUGUUCCGCUCAGUUACUUUCGAAAAUCGCCAUGAACGAGGAUAUCGUGGAUUUGAUCGUGGAGUGCGGGGCCGUUCCUGCUCUGGUAAAGCAAAUUCAAACGCCGCCUCUAUUGGCAGAAUCCGAUCCGAUACCAUUUGAGUAUGAAGUAGAGAAAGCAUGCGCGUUUGCGCUUGGACUAAUCGCGGUCAAGGCAGAGCAUCAACAACUAGUGGUUGACGCCGGGGCUCUGCCCUGUCUAGUGAAUUUGUUGAAAAUGCACAAGGAUGGUUGUAAUUCUCGGGAAAUGAAUGGUGUUAUAAGGAAAGCUGCUGAUGCUAUAACUAAUCUUGCUCACGAAAAUGCCCGCAUUAAAACCCGUAUCAGGACUGAGGGUGGAAUUCCUCCUCUCGUUCAGUUGCUGGAGUAUCACGACAUAAAGGUGCAGAGGUCAGCUGCUGGGGCCUUAAGGACCCUAGCGUUUAAGAACGACGAAAACAAAAAUCAGAUUGUUGAAUGCAAUGCUCUACCAACCCUCGUACUAAUGCUUUCCUCUGAGGACGUUACAGUACAUUAUGAAGCAGUUGGCGUGAUUGGGAACCUUGUCCACUCCUCUCCAAACAUAAAGAAAGACGUUCUUCUUGCUGGAGCACUGCAGCCUGUGAUUAGGUUACUUAGUUCUAGUUGUUUGGAGAGCCAGAGGGAAGCGGCUUUACUCAUAGGUCAAUUUGCUGCUGCUGAUUCAGAUUGCAAGGUACACAUUGUCCAAAGAGGUGCUGUUCCACCCUUAAUAGAAAUGCUCACAUCUUCAGAUGUACAGCUCAAGGAAAUGUCUGCAUUUGCGCUUGGGCGGUUGGCCCAGGACACACACAAUCAAGUUGGAAUUGUACAGAGUGGUGGAAUAGUACCGUUGCUUAGUCUACUUGAUUCAAAAGGUGGACCAUUGCAGCAUAAUUCUGCAUUUGCCCUAUACGGCCUUGCUGAGAAUGAGGAUAAUGUUGUGGAUCUUAUCAAGACUGGAGGUGUUCAGAAACUCCUGGAAGGGGAGUUCAUUGCUCAGCCAACAAAAGAUUGUGUAGCAAAGACAUUGAAGAGAUUGGAGGAAAAAAUUCAUGGACGAGCAUUGAGUCAUCUGUUGUACCUUAUGCGGACAGCAGCCAAGGCUGUUCAAAAACGAGUUGCUUUGGCUCUUGCUCAUCUUUGUGCUCCUAAUGAUCGGAAAACUAUUUUUGUUGACAACAAUGGGCUGGAGCUGCUACUGGGCCUUCUUGAGUCUAAAAGUUUCAAGCAGCAAAAAGAUGGUUCAGAGGCCUUGUAUAAGCUGGCUACAAAGGGUACUUCACUCUCAUCUGUGGAUGCCGCCCCGGUAUCUCCAACCCCACAGGUGUAUUUGGGCGAGCAGUAUGUAAAUAAUCCUACACUUUCUGAUGUUACAUUUUUGGUUGAAGGUAAACGAUUCUAUGCUCACAGAAUUUGUCUUCUUGCUUCUUCGGAUGCAUUCCGGGCCAUGUUUGAUGGUGGUUACCGGGAGAGGGAUGCCAAAGAUGUAGAGAUUCCAAAUAUCAGAUGGGAUGUUUUUGUGUUAAUGAUGAGGUAUAUAUACACAGGAUCAGUAACCGUCGAGAUUGAUCAUGCUCAAGAACUUCUUAGAGCUGCCGACCAAUAUCUUCUUGAAGGCCUUAAGCGUCUUUGUGAAUAUGCCAUAGCACAGGAUAUUUCUGUGGAGGAUGUUAUGCUAAUGUACGAACUAGCCGAGGCCUUCAAUGCCACCACACUCCGAGAAACAUGCUUACUCUUCAUAUUAGAACAAUUUGAAAGAAUAAGUACCAAACCAUGGUGUGGCCGUUUGAUUCAACGCGUCAUUCCAGAUUUAAGGAAUUUCUUCGUAAGUGCACUUGUAAAGUGUUAUGAUUCUAAUGUAAGCUCGCCUUUAUGGCCGUUGGAUUAGGUUACACCAUCAGCUUGUUAUUAGGUAUUGUACAGAUAGCUUAGGAAUUGGUAGGAAUUAGGUUACACCAUCAGCUUGUUAUUAGGUAUUGUACAUGAUUUGGUUGUUUUAAUAUUUUUUAUAAUUUACUAGUCGGCCCAAAUUUUUAUAUUUUCAUAUUGUGAUUUUUUAACAUAAUAAAAUGAUUAGACCAAUAUAAUCAUUCAAGCUCCA
Molecule: messenger RNA, 2399 nt
Organism: Gossypium raimondii (Peruvian cotton)
Lineage: Eukaryota; Viridiplantae; Streptophyta; Magnoliopsida; Malvales; Malvaceae
Product: ARM REPEAT PROTEIN INTERACTING WITH ABF2
Exons: 19
Coding region: 54-2186 (710 amino acids)
Molecular function (GO): protein binding
Source: RefSeq, a predicted model, not a curated record